AUAUCAAAAUUUUUCAUCCAUUUCAUAACAAGUGUAAAAUAUGUCUAACAUAAUUUGAUCAUCCCACAAUUUGACAGUCAAACCAAUAGUAAACAGUCAGAAACUCAGAAAGCAUAGCAGUAACGCUCAGACAAACCUCGCAGACGGUUGUGUUUAUCGUAAAAAAAUUGUGUGCCUCUAAACGUGCUGUGGAUAUUUUAUUUCAAUUCAACUGUGACGUAAAAAACGAUUCCUCUGCGACAGUUUUCAUUCAGGGACCAAAACCAUUUGCAAUUUUAUUUUCGCAUAUAAUGUAACUUGAAAGUUCGAGAUGGCGGAAGAAAAUAAAAAUGCUCUCGUCGCGUGCGAUCCGCCUCCUAAUUUUAAUAAUUUGGAUGCAACUACAAAUUCAAACCAGCCUUUAGAAAGUAAAGGACACAAUAUAAUUGAUAUUUCCAUUGCUGCUGUAAAAGGAGACAGUGAUAUUGUUCCUGUCAAAGUAGAUGAUUCUAAAAAUGCAAAUGUCAAUGUAAAACAAGAUUUAGUAAGAAACGGUUCGUGCGACGCUAUAGAUGACGUACGAUCUUUGGGGGACCUUGACAGUUUGCCUGUCGGAGAUGACUUGGUGUUAGGCGCAGCGGGAAGCGACAGCGGUGUAGAAGGAUGUGGCAGAGCUCUCAGUAGCGGAGGUGGAUCCAGAUCUUGUGCAUCUAGUGUUGUUUCAUGUGGAUCUGGGUGCGGAUCAGAGAGCUCUUCGUUAGCUGGGGCACCUCCGCGACCACGUCGUCGAGUAAACAUCACCGUUCAAGAACCUAAGAGAAGUUCACCGGUCAAUUUAUCAUCACGACCCGUAACAGCACCUCGUGGCCCUAAUUUGGCAACUCGCGAACGCGCAAGAAGUAGGGAAAAACCAACACCCCCAGAAAAACCGCGACCUCUAACACCUAAGCCCAAAAUACGCCCCACAGCUGAUCUUCCCAACUUAGUUCGAGAAAGUCCAGCUCUUCGUGCAAAACCAACAAAAACUUCCACAGCAAGAUGUCGAACUCCAAAUUCUCCCGUGGAUGAAAAGAAAUGGCCAACCAAUGGUCACGUGCAGCGACUACCAAAUGCAACUGAUGCCUCAGCAACCCGCGUCGCUGCUGAUAAAUAUGGAACAUUGCCACGAAGGAGAAGAGACGCUGAUCCGGAGUCAUCUCCAAAACAUGAAAGUAUACCGCCCACCUCAAGAAGGCCGACCGUCACACGAUCUGUUUCGUCUCGAUCAACUAAAACCCGUGUAAGGAUUUACGCUGAAAAAACAUGCCAGACGGUUCUCGUCGGGGCUGAUAUUGAAUCGGCGCUCGCUGGAUUCGUGCCAAACAUUGAAAGACGGGACGUUACCCUUUGUCACCGCGGAGUUCAGGCUAGCUCACGGGAUACUGAGACAGCUCGGCUAGUAGCAGCAGUAGCGGCAGCAGAGGCAGCAGCAGCUGAGGAGAAGGAGCGAAGACAGCAUGUCGAGACGCAGUUAGCCGCUGAACGUUCAGCACGUCUCAGUGCCAUUUCAGAGCUAGAGAGAAACUCCCAGAGAUUGCUCGAACUUGCCGGCGCUGGCGCUGGCGCUGGCGCUGAAGGUUGUCUGCGAGCUUUGGAAGAACAGCUCCGAUCAGCGCGGGAACUAUCAACAAGACAGCGGACGGAAAUAGACUCGCUCAGGGAACACUGUGAUAAACUACAUGCGGAGUGGUGUCGCGUGCGCGAGUCGCGCCGCGUGUUGUCCGCUCGUCUGUCGGAGGCGGAGCGCGAGGCCGCUGAGAUGCAAGACUUCCUCGCCGCGGAGACCGGAGCCCUGGGGGACUCGCUCAGGGACGCCGAGGCGGAGAUUGAAAAAUUAGCUUCUGAACUAGAACGAAGACGCGGCGAGUGUCGUCAGUUAGUCCGUAUGUGUGAGCAGCGCCGCCAGGAGGCGCUAGCGGCGAGCGCGCGGGCUCGGCGCGGCGCGGGCGCGGCGGCCGCUCUGGACGCUCUCGCCCGCCGUUUGCACGCGCUCACCGAGGCCGUGCGUGCGGCGUACCAGCUGCCCGCACACGUCGUGCACCCGACAGUCUUCCACAACGAGGCGUAUUGCAGCCGUAGCGACAGCGGCGAGACCCUGUCUCCGUCGGAGGAGCCGCUCGGUCUCCUGGGGGCGGUGUCCCGGGCGCUCCGCUCGGCCUGCACACCUCUCGUGCAUAUGAAUCAGCACGAGGACGACCGCUCCAGAAUGUCCGAUGACAACGACAACUCCGCAGACUUGCUAGACUCGGAAACGGAGCCCUGUCUCGUCACCGAUCCGGAAUACGCCGAGGACUGGUGGUCGGGGGCUGAGGGGGUGGAAGGGGGGGACGGCGCCGCCGGGUCCAGCAACGAUGACCUCAGCCCGGAGAGGGAAUCAGCAGAUGUCGACAGAGAGGUGGAGGGGUCCGCUGAGUCUUCGGUGUCGGAACGGGAGUCGCUUCGAAAAUUGUCAGCGGCCAUUUCGAGGCAGCGCUGGGAGGCCGAGGCGGAAGCGGACGAGGCGGCUCGUGGAGCUCUGUUGGACAGAGUGUUGUUGCUGGACUUGCGCCUGGCAGACCUCUUGCGCGCUCUGGCAGCCGCCGCCUCCGCCUCGGCGGCCUCGACCACCACCCCCGCCUCGACUUCUUCACCAGAUACCACCGCUGCGCUCGUUAACGCGCUCAGAGACAAAAUAGAGGUUACAGAAAAGAAUGUUGCCGACGUUGUCGUCAAGAAACUCGCCGAGCUUGAAGCUUGUAAGAACCUCAUAGAACAGUAUCAACAAAAUAUAGAAGCGCUCAAAAAUCAGGUCGUUCAGCGCGUUGAAGAAGACGAUAGCGAGCUAAUAGAACAGGAAUUAAACUCUUGUGAUCCAAAUGAGCGAAGUCGAAGAUGCGAAGCCGUGGAAGCGGCGUUAAGCGCUCUACCAGCACGUCCGCGACUGUUGCCGCUCCGCACCCGACUGCAGCGUUUGGCGCGAGCGUUAGCGCCCGCGUCUCCCCCCACCCCGCCCCCCGCGCACACUUCACCCGCCGCCACGCCAACCGCCUGCACAUAACCCGGGAUGUUAUUAAUUAAGUAUUGUCGUGUUGUGACGAAACUCAGGUUUCACGAAAUUAAUAUGGUUUGUAAUAAAUUGGUUAUUGUAUAGUGUCCAUUGAGAUAUGCGAAUGCAUUGGUUCUUAAGUGGAUUAUAUCAAGGAAGUUGCCUUUUACAAUUUCCUACAUUCUAGAAUAUUCUAUCGAGAAAUUCUAACGCUACACAGAUUGAACAGGUAACAUGUUUUAGUUGAUUUAAAAUAAGAUGGAUGGCAGAUUUAUUAAUUGUGGGACAUUUGUUGUUCAGUAUUUACAAAAUUCUAUUGUCAUAAGCUACUAACUUUUAAUUUUAUUAUAAAGUAUUCACGUGACGCCAUCUUUGAUCUAAGUAAUUCGAUCAUUGAUUAUGACUUAAGUUAUCCUGAAAUUUAUCCGCGGGCGGAUCGAAAAGUAAUAUUACCUACCAUAACAUUAAAAAUUAUUAAUAAACUAGCGCAAAUAGAAAUUUAUAAAUAAAGAUGAUUACUGUAAUUAAUAAUAUUCUAAGUACAAUAUACAAUAAGUAUACUGACAAAAUAUUUUAAACCAAUUUUUGUUGACGGUGCUUUAUUGAAAUUUGAAUUACAAAUAGCUUAAGAAUCUAUCAGGUAUUAAAAAAUCAAACAAUCAUUGACAGUUAUGAGUCAUUUAAACUACAGUAUGUCUAAGAAUACUUAUUAACUGUGGCUUAUUUAAUAAUUAGGCUUGUUCAUAUGAAUUACAAUUGCUUCAUCAUAUAUUAUUAAAUUAAAUUAAACAUAAUUUCUAUUCUAGAAUUUUCUAUGCCAUUUGUUAUGUUUCAGUCAGAACAAUUACUUUGUGUAAUAUUAUAUUUUAUUGUUUAUAUGUAAGUAAAUGACACGUAAAAAAUAAUCACUGACACCAGUUGGUCAUUACUCAUUAAUUAAACAGAUCACAUUUUCCAUAUAAUAAUUUGUUUCUGUAUGUUAAUUUGAUUCUCGCGCCCCCUACCGGUGCCAAAGAAUAUAAAACUUCCGAACCCCGAAUUUCAAUGUCUUCUACAUAUUUAUAAAACACAUUAUGCUUCAAAUAUUACUUCACAUAUUGUGAUGUGAAAUUGUUACCGAAUUAAUAAAAUUAUCCAAAGAUAUAAUGUUGCAAGUAAAGAAAUAUUGUAUUAGCCAUAAAUAUUGUUAGCGAAAUGUUAAUAGGAAAAAUCCGUAAUUUUAGAUAGCGAGUGAUAUAUAACAAAUCGUUUGAUGUCGAUUUGGUAUUCUCAAUAUUUUGGUAAUGUAUUUUUUUUAUAAAUUCUGCUAAUAGUCGCAAACCACGCCAUUUAUGCAAUCAUCCGUCCUCCAUGUCAGCGCUUGCCAUUAAUGACAAAUAAUUUUAUAUAGAUACAAUAUAUUUAAAUUGAGAACAUUUUGUGGUGAUUGAGAUAGGCAUGGGGUAGGAAAUGUUUACAUAACGUUUUGGAAUUUACAACCAUACAAGUAGACGUCGUAGUGACGUAGGUAUGCUCAUAAUAUUGGCACAGAGCUGCAAUAAAAUUAUAUUUUCAAAAGUUCUUAAGCAAUUGGUAACAUAUUUAUAAUUGAUCUCAACCUGUUUAAUGCAAUGUAUGUAAUGUUGUUUUCUUUGAUUAUUGUAGAUGUCAGAUAGAAUACUUUCAAGUAUCAGGUAUUGAAACGUAAGAAUGAUUGUUCGUUCCGAUAAGCAUUUAUUUGUAAAAUCAUUAAGUAUUCAUUAUAUUUGAUAGCAAUAAUAAUAAUUAACAUAUAUCGUUUUGUCUCUGUUAAGUUAUUUUUAUUUCUGUCACAUGCUAUUAUACAAAUCUAUGUCUAAGUGUUCGUAGUUAUAUCGAAAGUCAUUUCAUAUCGGAAGUUUAAAUUUGCCAUUGUGCCAUUAACAUUAAUGAAAAUGUAUUGAAAAUUGCAAAUGUAUUGAAUUGUUGUUGUAUUUGUGAAAAACUAUUGUGUGUUGAAUAUAUGUGAUGAUGGACAAUUUCUUCUCUUGAAAUCUAGUCAAUAAUGUGGACGCAAAAUCAUGGGAUCUUCAAUGGAACAUUCACAUACAAAACUGGACGUAAUGGUAUUCAGUUGUGUCCUCUUGGAUUCAAUUAAGGUCCCCAUUUGCAUGACAUGUUUUUGCCUCUACUAACCGUGUAUGUUUGCAUGUCAAACUAUAUAUGGAGAAAUUAAAGUUUUUCAUUCACAAUUAUGUACAAAUGUUUAUGAGCUAUGUAUUUUUGUAUGAAAAUCUGUAGUUUGGUUAUGCGAUGGUAAAUGGACUGUUUGACGAUAUCACAUAAACCUAGAAAUUGUAAAUGAGACUGAUGUAUUUAUUUUCAGCGGAACGUCUUGUUUUUUUAGGAGAUAAAUGCCUCUUAUUCAAAUGCAAAGGUUCAAUUAUUGUAACGAGAUUAACGAGAUUCAAACGCUUCGUCCAUUAAUGCUUGCUUUAGAUGCUAGGGCUUCUUGGUAAGGAGUUUGAUUGUAACACUAAUACAUAGUCACAUUGUGUUGUAUAUAAUGUGUAAAUACAAAAUAAACAAA
Danaus plexippus (monarch butterfly) is the source of this 5591-nucleotide messenger RNA. RefSeq lists its product as uncharacterized. The coding region runs from base 311 to 3055 and encodes 914 amino acids. The record is from RefSeq and is a predicted model, not a curated record. Lineage: Eukaryota; Metazoa; Arthropoda; Insecta; Lepidoptera; Nymphalidae. The transcript has 12 exons.